CAAACACACACAAGGAAGCAAUUAUUUACAACUUGAACUGAUUUCUUAUAAAUAUAUUUCUUAUAAAUUUAUAUAUAUAUGUAUAUAAUAUACAUCUCUGGGACAAGGACAAGGUAAAAAUGGAUAAACGUCGGUGGAAUGAGAGAAAGACGACCAAAGCGUCUUAUUCCGAAGAAGUUACUAGUAUUGAGUGGAAAGCUGAGAUUAUGUCGGAAGAAGAAGAUGAUCUCAUUUUUCGGAUGUAUAAACUUGUCGGUGACAGGUGGCCGUUGAUAGCCGGCAGGAUCCCGGGGCGUACGCCGGAGGCGAUCGAGAGGUACUGGCUGAUGAAACACGGCUUCUUUUUCGCAAACGUACGAAGAUAAAUUUGUCUUUUAGUUAAUUGAAAUGAAUUUUGUACUUCUAUACUUUCCUCUCGUCCUAGGUUAAGGAUGAGAAAUAAUUAUAUUCUAGUUGAUCUAUAAUGUUCAAUCUUCGAAGAAAGUACUAUUACAACAACUAUAUGAGAUGAUUAUCUAUGAAUUAUAUAUGUGACGCACGUAA
Molecule: messenger RNA, 543 nt
Organism: Thlaspi arvense
Lineage: Eukaryota; Viridiplantae; Streptophyta; Magnoliopsida; Brassicales; Brassicaceae
Source: the annotation of a GenBank genome assembly